GAGAAAUGCGCCUCUCUCAUUAGUCAUUCUGAACAGGAAGUUUGUUUGAGACGUUGCGGAAGUGUUUGCCGUUUAUUAAUAACUGUCUGCGUCCAUUCGAGAAAAAUAUGAACAGUGCUUCACUCUCAUGUCCAGUAGGUGGCGGAAUAUGCACUUAUAAGUGACCAAUUUUAACUACCAAUAAAAUGGAGAAGAAGAAAAAGCUGCUUCUUAAGACUGUAAUAGCGGGUGUCCGCCACUAGUUCGCGAAAGUUCUAGAUGCUGUUUGUGGACGUUUUUACUGAAGUCCCGGAAAUCAUUCUGAUUCACGUUCAAGUUCAGUGAUGGUGAUGGAUGAUUUCAUGAGGUUGAAAAAGUGACCACAUCAUGGCUUCAUCAAAUGUGUCUGCAAAAGAAUAUGUCAGAAAUGCUCGUGAAAAUCUGGUUGGACGUCUACAAAACCUGCCUGUUAUUGUUGAAAAACUUCACCAACAGAAUGUUUUCAAUGGCAAUGAAGUUAGUGAAAUUGAGGCAGAACCAGAAAAGUACAACAAAACCAGGAGGAUAUUGGACUGGGUCUUAAACAAGGGCGAGAAGGCCUGCUAUAAGUUUCUCAGAAUACUGGAUCGUGAGAGGAAAUUGGUCUUGCCAAAACCAGAUUCUACUAGUCAAACUCCUGAUUUACAUACAUGGAUCUCCUUGUUCUCCUUUAGAGAUGAGGAUGAAGAUGACUACAUUAAAGGACCUGUCUCAUGUCAUCAGCUGCAAAAUGAUUUGAAGACAAGAACAAAACAAAUUCUUUUACGAAGGUGGAGUCAGAGUCUGCGGUUCUAUGGAGGAAGACUACAAAAAAACUUCACUUUUAUUCCUCUGGUGUUGGACACAGAGACAGAAAAUAAUACACCCCGUAACAAAAUCACACUGAAGAGCAAGAAAUCUAAAAAGUCCCGUUCAAAAAAGAUGAAGUCCUACAUACCAAAGGACACACAGACAAAAUCCCCUGAAGAUUUAGUGAAUAGCAGUGAGAAAAGUAUCCUAAUAGUAGGAAAACCUGGAAUUGGGAAGACGACAGUUGUUCAACAGAUGUUACAUCACUGGGCAGAGAGAAGUGACAGAAACCUUGACUUCAUGUUUUACUUUGAUGAAAACACACUGACAAACAUCUCAACUACAGAGAGCUUAGAAAAUCUUCUACUGAGCAAAUAUUUAAUGUCAAAUCCACAGCUUAAAGAAAAUGCUGAAGAAAUCCUGCAGUAUCUACAAGAAUAUUCUGACAGUGUGACUAUUGUUUUUGAUGGAAUCAGAGAUUUUCAGGAGAACACGGUUUUGCUGGAGAUCAAGGACCAUGACCUUCUGCCUGAAGCAAAGAUAGUGGUAACAUGCAGGCCUGAAGUAGAGUACGAGUUCUCUGACUGGACAACAUGUAAAGUUUAUGUUAAAGGUUUCAGUGGAGAGUCAAUUUAUGAUUUUUUUAAGAUGAUGACAGUUAAUGAACCAGAGUUGGUAGACAUUGUGAUAAACAAUCCUGCUCUCUUCAGUCUCUGCCACGUCCCUAUGUAUGCUUUGAUGGUGGCAGCCUGUAUUUCAUACUACACUUCUGAAGAAGCACAGAAACACUUCACAGCUACUGAGCUGUAUGUACGAAUAUUUCGUCACUGUCUACAGAGACACGGAAAUAAGACAUUGCUUUAUUUAGAUGGACACAUUAAAGACUGCAGAGACAUGGUCCUGUCUUUAGCAGAGAGCGCUUUCAAUGCAACCAAGUUAAAAACUAUCAACCUGGAGUUUGAUUAUGAUGAGAGAGGCAUUUCUGGUGCUUUCCUGAAGACUGUCUCUGUCGUGUCACCAGCAUGUGCCAAGACAUUUUGUGCAUUUUCUCACAACACAAUGCAGGAAUUUUUUUCUGCUCUCUGGCUUCUAGAAAAAUCAGAAAUACUUGAUGAGGUUCUCCGUCUGUGUCAGAAUGAAGACAGUGAACACAUGAAACAUAUAAUUCCUUUUCUCUGUGGGAUUCAAUCACAAACCAUCACUGAUGAUCUGAAGUGUCUCUUUCCAUUGAACAAGCUCAAGGACAAUAUUGAUGGGUUCUUUGAGAAGGUCUUAAACACUUUCUUUGGUGAACAACCAGAUGAUGAAAACACUGACAUUGCCUUCAUAUGUCAGUGUCUGUAUGAAUUACAGGCACCUGAAACCUGCUGCUCAUUUCUAGAGAGAAUAAACUAUCAUCUAGUUUUGAGUGAUGAACAUCUUGACCCUUACACCUGCUGUGCUGUGUCCUAUGUAAUCAGACAAUCCACAAAUACAAAGGUUCAUCUUGAUUUGGAGAACAGUGCUGUGUCCCUCUCAGGGCUGAAGAUAAUUCUCAAACAUUCACAUUAUCUAAGGGAUUUCUCAACAACACUAAGUCAGAUCUGGACAAUUGCCUUGAAGUGUGAGGAACUUAAUUAUCUGAUAAAUCUGCUACAGUUAUGUGGGAAUGAGAUUCACAUCCCAAUGAGCAGUCAGACAGAUGUGCUUGAGCAAGCUGGAAAAGUUAUAACCCGAUAUGCAGAACAACUAAAUCUCCAUCUGCACUGUGAUAAAGACCCACAACAGCUCACAGAUCUUCUCUUAAGCACAGUGUUCUCAUGGCUGCCACACAUCAGCUCUCUCAACUUUACCCCUACACAGGGAGAAUCAAAGGAGAAAUGCCAACAGAAAUGUAUGCUAUUUACAAUGGAUUUGAGUUUACAAGUUUUCCUGUACCAAGGAGAAGAUUUUGGAAAAGGGUGGAAAACAGCAAAGAAAAUAAUGGCAGCUAUUUGUAAAGAACCAGGUGAAUUCCUGCUGGAUCUGUUCUCACAUGUGAAGCAGUAUGAGAGUAAAACACACAGGACUGUCCUUCCUGCAUUACUGCCAGUUUACCGGUCACUUCCUGUUUGGUCCAUAAAGCUCUCAGAGACAAAAGUCUCCGUCCUCCUAGAAGUGCUGAAACUCCAAACACAGAAGAUACCAGUGGAGCUGAGAGACUGUUCAGAUGAAGAGAGUGAAGUGAGGAGUUUCCUUCAGUGUCUGCCCUACAUCUCACACCUCAGCUUUAAUGAGACUGGCUCUAAACAUGUGAAGAAAGAACAUGAAAAGAGAUGGAGAACAUUUCUACUGGAUUUGUGUCUGCAUGCAGCUCUACACCAACCACAAACCAUCCAGGAGACAGUGAAUACAGUGAUGACAUAUAAAUAUGAACGGUGUGAGUUCCUGCUGGAUCUGUUCUCACAUGUGAAGCAGUAUGAGAGUAAAACACACAGGACUGUCCUUCCAGCAUUACUGCCAGUUUACCGGUCACUUCCUGUUUGGUCCAUAAAUCUCUCAGAGACAAAAGUCUCCGUCCUCCUAGAAGUGCUGAAACUCCAAACACAGAAGAUACCAGUGGAGGUGAUAGACUGUUCAGAUGAAGAGAGUGAAGUGAGGAGUUUCCUUCAGUGUCUGCCCUACAUCUCACACUUCAGCUUUAAUGAGUUUGACUCUAAACAUGGGAAAAAAGAACAAGAAAAGAGAUGGAGAACAUUUCUACUGGAUUUGUGUCUGCAUGCAGCUCUACACCAACCACAAACCAUCCAGGAGACAGUGGAGAAAGUGAUAACACAUAAAUAUGAACAGAGUGAGUUCCUGCUGGAUCUGUUCUCACAUGUGAAGCAGUAUGAGAGUAAAACACACAGCAGUGUCCUUCCAGCAUUGCUGCCAGUUUAUCAGUCACUUCCUGUUUGGUCCAUAAAUCUCUCAGAGAGAAAAGUCUCCGUUCUCCUAGAAGUGCUGAAACUCCAAACACAGAAGAUACCAGUGGAGGUGAUAGACUGUUCAGAUGAAGAGAGUGAAGUGAGGAGUUUCCUUCAGUGUCUGCCCUACAUCUCACACCUCAGGUUUAAUGGGUUUGACUCUAAACAUGGGAAGAUAGAACAAGAAAAGAGAUGGCGAACAUUUCUACUGGAUUUGUGUCUGCAUGCAGCUCUACACCAACCACAAACCAUCCAGGAGACAGUGGAGAAAGUGAUGACACAUAAAUAUGAACGGUGUGAGUUCCUGCUGGAUCUGUUCUCACAUGUGAAGCAGUAUGAGAGUAAAACACACAGGACUGUCCUUCCAGCAUUACUGCCAGUUUAUCAGUCACUUCCUGUUUGGUCCAUAAAUCUCUCAGAGAGAAAAGUCUCCGACCUCCUAGAAGUGCUGAAACUCCAAACACAGAAGAUACCAGUGGAGGUGAUAGACUGUUCAGAUGAAGAGAGUGUAGUGAGGAGUUUCCUUCAGUGUCUGCCCUACAUCUCACACUUCAGCUUUAAUGGGUUUGACUCUAAACAUGGGAAAAAAGAACAAGAAAAGAGAUGGAGAACAUUUCUACUGGAUUUGUGUCUGCAUGCAGCUCUACACCAACCACAAACCAUCCAGGAGACAGUGGAGAAAGUGAUAACACAUAAAUAUGAACAGAGUGAUUUCCUGCUGGAUCUGUUCUCACAUGUGAAGCAGUAUGAGAGUAAAACACACAGGACUGUCCGUCCUGCAUUGCUGCCAGUUUAUAGGUCACUUCCUGUUUGGUCCAUAAAUCUCUCAGAGAGAAAAGUCUCCGUUCUCCUAGAAGUGCUGAAACUCCAAACACAGAAGAUACCAGUGGAGCUGAGAGACUGUUCAGGUGAAGAGAGAGAAGUGAGGAGUUUCCUUCAUUGUCUGCCCUACAUCUCACACCUCAGGUUUAAUGGGACUGGCUCUAAACAUGUGAAGAAAGAACAUGAAAAGAGAUGGCGAACAUUUCUACUGGAUUUGUGUCUGCAUGCAGCUCUACACCAACCACAAACCAUCCAGGAGACAUUGAAUACAGUGAUAACAUAUAAAUAUGAACAGAGUGAUUUCCUGCUGGAUCUGUUCUCACAUGUGAAGCAGUAUGAGAGUAAAACACACAGGACUGUCCUUCCAGCAUUGCUGCCAGUUUACCGGUCACUUCCUGUUUGGUCCAUAAAUCUCUCAGAGACAAAAGUCUCCGUCCUCCUAGAAGUGCUGAAACUCCAAACACAGAAGAUACCAGUGGAGCUGAGAGACUGUUCAGAUGAAGAGAGAGAAGUGAGGAGUUUCCUUCAGUGUCUGCCCUACAUCUCACACCUCAGCUUUAAUGAGACUGGCUCUAAACAUGUGAAGAAAGAACAUGAAAAGAGAUGGCGAACAUUUCUACUGGAUUUGUGUCUGCAUGCAGCUCUACACCAACCACAAACCAUCCAGGAGUCAGUGAAUACAGUGAUGACAUAUAAAUAUGAACAGAGUGAUUUCCUGCUGGAUCUGUUCUCACAUGUGAAGCAGUAUGAGAGUAAAACACACAGGACUGUCCUUCCAGCAUUGCUGCCAGUUUACCGGUCACUUCCUGUUUGGUCCAUAAAUCUCUCAGAGACAAAAGUCUCCGUCCUCCUAGAAGUGCUGAAACUCCAAACACAGAAGAAACCAGUGGAGCUGAGAGACUGUUCAGGUGAAGAGAGUGAAGUGAGGAGUUUCCUUCAGUGUCUGCCCUACAUCUCACACCUCAGCUUUAAUGAGACUGGCUCUAAACAUGUGAAGAAAGAACAUGAAAAGAGAUGGCGAACAUUUCUACUGGAUUUGUGUCUGCAUGCAGCUCUACACCAACCACAAACCAUCCAGGAGACAUUGAAUACAGUGAUGACAUAUAAAUAUGAACAGAGUGAUUUCCUGCUGGAUCUGUUCUCACAUGUGAAGCAGUAUGAGAGUAAAACACACAGGACUGUCCUUCCAGCAUUGCUGCCAGUUUACCGGUCACUUCCUGUUUGGUCCAUAAAUCUCUCAGAGACAAAAGUCUCCGUCCUCCUAGAAGUGCUGAAACUCCAAACACAGAAGAAGCGAGUGGAGCUGAGAAACUGUUCAGAUGAAGAGAGUGAAGUGAGGAGUUUCCUUCAGUGUCUGCCCUACAUCUCACACCUCAGCUUUAAUGUGACUGGCUCUAAACAUGUGAAGAAAGAACAUGAAAAGAGAUGGCGAACAUUUCUACUGGAUUUGUGUCUGCAUGCAGCUCUACACCAACCACAAACCAUCCAGGAGACAUUGAAUUCAGUGAUAACACAUAAAUAUGAACAGAGUGAUUUCCUGCUGGAUCUGUUCUCACAUGUGAAGCAGUAUGAGAGUAAAACACACAGGACUGUCCUUCCAGCAUUACUGCCAGUUUACCGGUCACUUCCUGUUUGGUCCAUAAAUCUCUCAGAGACAAAAGUCUCCGUCCUCCUAGAAGUGCUGAAACUCCAAACACAGAAGAAACCAGUGGAGCUGAGAAACUGUUCAGAUGAAGAGAGAGAAGUGAGGAGUUUCCUUCAGUGUCUGCCCUACAUCUCACACCUCAGCUUUAAUGGGACUGGCUCUAAACAUGUGAAGAAAGAACAUGAAAAGAGAUGGCGAACAUUUCUACUGGAUUUGUGUCUGCAUGCAGCUCUACACCAACCACAAACCAUCCAGGAGACAGUGAAUACAGUGAUGACAUAUAAAUAUGAACAGAGUGAUUUCCUGCUGGAUCUGUUCUUACAUGUGAAGCAGUAUGAGAGUAAAACACACAGGACUGUCCUUCCAGCAUUGCUGCCAGUUUACCGGUCACUUCCUGUUUGGUCCAUAAAGCUUUCAGAGAGAAAAGUCUCCGACCUCCUAGAAGUGUUGAAACUCCAAACACAGAAGAUACCAGUGGAGCUGAGAGACUGUUCAGAUGAAGAGAGUGAAGUGAGGAGUUUCCUUCAGUGUCUGCCCUACAUCUCAGAGCUCAGCUUUAAUGUGUUUCACUUUACAGAUGAAGAGAAAAAGAAGAGAUGGAGAAACUUUCUACUGGAUUUGUGUCUGCAAACAGCUCUACACCAACCACAAAACAUCCAGGAGACAGUGGAGAAAGUGAUGAAAGUUUAUUAUGGACAGAGUGAAUUCCUGCUGGAUCUGUUCUCACAUGUGAAGCAGUAUGAGAGUAAAACACACAGGACUGUCCUUCCAGCAUUGCUGCCAGUUUACCGGUCACUUCCUGUUUGGUCCAUAAAUCUCUCAGAGAGAAAAGUCUCCGACCUCCUAGAAGUGCUGAAACUCCAAACACAGAAGAUACCAGUGGAGCUGAGAGACUGUUCAGAUGAAGAGAGUGAAGUGAGGAGUUUCCUUCAGUGUCUGCCCUACAUCUCACACCUCAGCUUUAAUGAGUUUUAUUCAGGAUCUGUUCAGUUUAUGGUGAAUCUGAUCAUCGCAGCAGUCGACUGUCAAUCAGAUAAAGGAGAGAGUUUUACUGAGCUGCUGGUGUCAGUGUGCAGCUACAACACAUUCCCUUUUAGACAGUUUUAUGGAUUCCAUGAAGAACAGAGUGAUUUCCUGCUGGAUCUGUUCUCACAUGUGAAGCAGUAUGAGAGUAAAACACACAGGACUGUCCUUCCUGCAUUGCUGACAGUUUACCGGUCACUUCCUGCUGUCAGGUUUAAUGAGUCUCACUUUACAGAUGGAGAGAAAAAGAAAAAAUGGAGAGAAUUUCUACUGGAUUUGUGUCUGCAAACAGCUCUACACCAACCACAAAACAUCCAGGAGACAGUGGAGAAAGUGAUGACAGAUAUUGAAGAAUAUGAGGAAGAUGAAUAUGAAGAACAGAGUGAUUUCCUGCUGGAUCUGUUCUCACAUGUGAAGCAGUAUGACAGUAAAACACACAGGACUGUCCUUCCUGCAUUGCUGACAGUUUACCGGUCACUUCCUGUUUGGUCCAUAAAUCUCUCAGAGAGAAAAGUCUCCGUCCUCCUAGAAGUGCUGAAACUCCAAACACAGAAGAUACCAGUGGAGCUGAGAGACUGUUCAGAUGAAGAGAGUGAAGUGAGGAGUUUCCUUCAGUGUCUGCCCUACAUCUCACACCUCAGCUUUAAUGAGUCUAAUUCAGUAUCUACAUCCGUCCAGUUUAUGGUGAAUCUGAUCAUCGCAGCAGUCGACUGUCAAUCAGAUAAAGGAGAGAGUUUUACUGAGCUGCUGGUGUCAGUGUGCAGCUACAACACAUUCCCUUUUAGACAGGAGGUUUAUGGCUUCCAUGAAAAACGGAGUGAUUUCCUGCUGGAUCUGUUCUCACAUGUGAAGCAGUAUGAGAGUAAAACACACAGGACUGUCCUUCCAGUAUUGCUGCCAGUUUACCGGUCACUUCCUGUAUGGUACAUAGACCUCUCAGAGAGAAACGUCUCCGACCUCCUAGAAGUGCUGAAACUCCAAACACAGAAGAUGCCAGUGGAGCUGAGAAACUGUUCAGAUGAAGAGAGUGAAGUGAGGAGUUUCCUUCAGUGUCUGCCCUACAUCUCAGAGCUCAGAUGUGACUCUUGGUUAAUUCCACGUUUAAGUAAAGCAGUUGUUGCCCAUGCAGAAGAUACAGAGCUGGUGAGAGCUUUCUUUGCUGCUAUGGACUUCGUCCUCAUUAUAGAUUGGGUUUUAACUACUCGUGAGUGCAGAGCUGUGAGGAAAUUACUCAAUCUCUCAGACUCCAAACUCAAACUCACUCUAAAACCACAAGCCAUCUCUCUCAGAGGAGCCAGACUUCUCCUCAGACACAUCACACACCUACAGAAACUCUGCCUGAGUGAGCGUUUGGUAGUGAGGAUGGCCAGAGCAGUGAGAGCCGGUGGGUCAUUCAGGAGCAGUGAGAGCCGGUGGGUCAUUCAGGAGCUCUGUCUGGACUUUAACAUCAUAAACCCAAAGACCUUCAGAUAUCUGAGCAGUUUGUCGUCUCUCCUGAACCUCUGGACUGUUCACUGUGUGAACCUCACUGAGUACAGGAUGGAGGCUCACUCUCUCCUCAGCCUCAUGUGUCAUCCUGGCCUUUUCAAGAUCAGAUUAUCGAAAUGGACUCUCCAGCAGUUUACUGAUCUGCUGUAUGAAGCUCAGGAUGAAGAACUGACUCGCUUUUUCCUGGAGAAGGUGGGAGGAGACCUGACUUCCUGUUCUCUCAGCUGGGAGGAGCUUAUCUAUCUUCUCCAGCAGCGAGUUUGCUGCAUUAGUGUGAACAUCAGAAAGAACAAAAUCACUCAUAAACACACCAGAGAGAUUCUUCCUCUACUGUCUGAAAUUCAGUUUAAACGAUUGAACCCCAGUGUUCUGCUGUCAUUCAUCAGAGAGAUCUAUGAGACUGACUCUGCUCACUAUGUGUCCAGUCUGUUAAAGUCAACACACAGCUGUAUUAACCUGAACAAUAGAGAUCUGGACUCAUACCACUGUACUGCCCUGUGCUUCACCCUCCAACACUGUACAUCUGUCUCUCUGAGCCUGAUGUGGACCUCCAUACCAGACGGGGGGCUGGUGAAGAUUCUACCCCUGUUCAACAGACUUUCUCAGCUCAGUGUUGACAGGUUUCUGUUGCUCAAGUUACUCCACUGCUGCAGUAUCUCUGAGCUCCAACAGGGGGCAGCAGCAGCUGUAUUCUCUGCUCUGCAGAACAGACUGGACUUCUCCUGUAGCACUGGUUUGGAUCUGAGCACAGAAACACAGGAUAAAACUCUGCAUCUGAGCACCGAGGACUGCAGAGACAUCAGCACUGCCAUCCAGAAAUCCCAGCAACGUACAGAGCUCAUUCUAGAGGACUGUGAGCUGGAGGACACUGGAGUGGACGUGUUCUUACUCAUUCUACAUACUGUGAGACUACGCUGUAGUAAAUCUUUGUUGCUCCGGUUCCUGGCUCUUCUCCGUGUGGUGAAUCAGUCAGACUGUGUGAUGAAUGUUAUGUCCCUCUCAAAGGCUCUGAAUGGAGAUAUGGACCUCAGCGAUACCCCUCUGGAUCUCUGUGCCUGUAAAUCAUUAGCAUUGUUUCUGGAGUUUUCUGAAGGUCUGUCAGAACUGGACCUCAGUCACUGCAAGCUCACUGAUCAGGGCCUGGAGCUGCUGUUACCACAUCUGCAUAAAGUGGAGGUCCUGGACUUGAGUCACAAUGACAUAGAUGAUUGUUUAGCAGGAAGAAUCUACACAGCUGUUUCCACUACCAGCAACACACAGACAGUUCGACUCUUCAACAACAGAAUUACUGAUAAGGAACCUUUCCAAAAAGACAAGCGCUUCGAGAUCUGGUGAUGACCGUGUACCCAUGUCCAGUUUUCAUCCUAAACAUUAUAAGGAACGAGAAUGUACAUUUAUGAAGUUUGGCAGAUUCACUGAUCCAGAGUGACUUACUGUACGUUUGAAGUACAGUAAUGUGUAUGAACACAUCAAUUCUGGUUCUCUAGCUCAGGGACUAAGUUUUCAUGUCUUGCCGAUGGUGUAAUGGUUAGGGCUUUUUUUAAGAAUUGUGCUGUUUAAAGAAUUGUUCUACACGUCAUACUGUGUAUGAUUUGUAUAUGUGGCAAAUAAAAUUUUAAUAGAACAUUUCACUAUUUUUCCUAUUAUUUAUGCAUUGGCACUUUUGUACUUUUGUAAGGUGUUUAAGUGUAAUUUUAAUUAGUAAUUUUUGUCUGAACAAUUCUCUUUUAUUUUAUGGCUUGUUAACAUGGUGUAUUAAAUGUUAUUUUCAUGUUAGCAUCUGGAAUGACAUGAAAAGGGUACAUGUUUUAUGCUCUCUGAUUGCUAAUGACAUUCUUUCUGUUACAAUAAACAUGGAGCUGGGCUUCAAAUACACA
This is a messenger RNA of Tachysurus fulvidraco (yellow catfish), 10586 nucleotides long. RefSeq lists its product as uncharacterized. The record is from RefSeq and is a predicted model, not a curated record. Gene Ontology annotation, molecular function: protein binding. NCBI's taxonomy places the organism in Eukaryota, Metazoa, Chordata, Actinopteri, Siluriformes, Bagridae. The transcript is spliced from 27 exons. Gene Ontology annotation, biological process: regulation of apoptotic process. Bases 367 to 10044 code for a protein of 3225 amino acids.